CUCGCUCAGAGCCGCAGUCACGGCGAGAGAGUCAGUGUAGCUUUGCGGUCCCGACGGGACGGAGUGCGUGCGCGGCAGCCAAAAUUCUUGAGCUCGAGAUGACCCGCGGCCGGUGCGCACCGCCAGUGCCGCCGCGGCCCAGCAAGGUGCGUCGGCAGGCGCCGCCCCCGCCGGCCGCCCCCAGGGUGUCACACUGGGUGGAGUUGCGCGAGGGUCAGCCGGUCAGUCUGUCGCGCUGCGAGAUCACCGUCGGCCAGGAGCCGCCGCCGGUCGUCGUGCCCGUCGCCGCCGACGGCCUCCCGCCCCUGCCCAAGAGCCUCUGCGUCGUCAACACCGGCCGCAGGCCCGCCCCCCGUCCACCCCCGACCUCCACCCUCGACCUCCAGCUUGCCAUCCUCAGGCAGGAAAUGGCUGGCCUGAGACAAUUGGACGUGUCGCUGCUCUCGCAGCUGUGCUCCCUGAACCAGAGCAUACAGGAGUUCCGCGCCAUGAUUCUGCAGGAGGACGCAGAUGAGUUGCCCCCCUCGCGGCCCCCCUCCGAGACCUCCAACGACGACCAGCAGUCCUGCAGCUCCGCCUGACGCCGGCCCAACUCUCUCCUCGGCCGUCGGACGCGGACACAGUUGUUGUUGUUGUUGCGGGACGUGUGCAAGGACAGCCAAUUUUACCUUCGUUUUGUAAUUCUCACAGUAGCGCAAAUUUUCGUUAUUUUUUCGUUCAACCUGGUUAUAUUUAUUUUGAGGUUUGCCGGGUGUGCAUCAUGAUUGAAAAGCCCAAAAUUGUUUUCUAAAUUUUUGAGGAGUCGUCCGAGUUAAGUCGUGUGAGAUUUUAUUUGUGAUUGUAAUUGGUCCAUUGGUGUCUAUGGGAGUUUGUACAUUCAAGUGAAAUUGUCUCUUAUUUAUUUAAAUUCAGACCAUGAUUGGUUUCAGAAUCAAACAUCAUUUUUCCCUAGAAAUGAUUUGAUCUCUUUCUGAAAUUGUUUCCCCUGAAGAGCAUCAAGUACCCACUAUAGACUAAUUAUUAUUACUGCACUCACUCGUGCUGCUUCCAUUUAAUUUGUAUUGUAUAACUUAGCAUUACUGUAUUAUAAGAUCAUUAAGUGUGUAUAGACCGUGAAUAAAAUCAAUAUUCGUACAUGUACAA
Cloeon dipterum is the source of this 1143-nucleotide messenger RNA. RefSeq lists its product as uncharacterized. The transcript has 2 exons. The coding region runs from base 99 to 581 and encodes 160 amino acids. The record is from RefSeq and is a predicted model, not a curated record. NCBI's taxonomy places the organism in Eukaryota, Metazoa, Arthropoda, Insecta, Ephemeroptera, Baetidae.